AUGUUCUCUUCCCCUUCCGCCGCCCUGGUCGGCCUUGGCUCCUCCUUCUCCUUCUGCUUUGCCUUUCUCUUCGCUGCGCUCGCCCUUGCCCCGCUGCCUGUCGACGCCCGCUUUGCGUCCAUCUCGUUCAGCGCCGUCCAGCAGUGCGGCAGCUUCACCGUCGACUUCGUCGGUGGCAAGGCGCCCGACGCCCUCCCGCUCACCCUGAGCAUCCUCCCUCUGAACGGUACGCCCGUGUUCCUCGAGCUCCCCUCAGAUGCGUGGAAUGCGACGGCCCAGACCGGUGCGGCCGUCACUUUUGUCCCUUUCCCCGUCGGCACCGAGUUCAUCGCAUCGCUCGAUGAUGCGAAUGGACAAGGCACAGCACUGGUGUCCGACGUCCUCGUCGUCGACCCUUCUGAUACGGACGACUCCUCGUGCCUGCCCACCAACCCCGCCCCUUUCACACCCCAAUAUACGGCACUAGCCCCGCUCGAGCAGUGUGAGCCGUUCAGCGUGCUCUUCAACGCAACGGCGGGCCGGACGUCCCCCACGGUACGUGGCUUCACGCCCAGGGGUGCCUCGUACCCCGUCAACCAGAGCGCGCCGUUCGACGAUGCGUCUGGCGUCGCAAACUACACCAUGGACGCCGCGCGCGACACCCAGGUCGUGUUCCUGUACAAGGACCAGAGCGGGUACACGGAGGUCUCCGCGCGGAUGCCCGUCCUGGGCGACAUCCAGAGCAGCACCUCCUGCAUCCCCACCAGCCCGCUCGCGAACUCGGCCACGCUGGAGUCCACGACCUCGGACUCGCGCGUUACGCCCAAAAUCGCGGUCAUCGUGAUCGCCGUCUGCGCCGGGGUGGUCGCCAUCGUCGCAACAGCGAUGGUGACGUGGUACAUCAUUCACCGCCGCCGCGUUCGCGCGCAGAAGUUCACCAAGCUCGACGAGGCGCAAUCGCCCACUGGCACCGGACCCGACCCGGAGAAGCAGCAGCAGGGCAUGCGCCGUGUCGGAUCACCCCCACCUCGGAUCGUCACCUCUGUCAACACGAGCCCGAUCUCGCCUGUCGACCCGCGCUAUGAGGAGCUCACGCGCUACUUGCGCAACCCGCCGUAUACGAGCAUGGAUUACGGUGCGCAAGACGAAUUCCUACGCCCCAUUCCCCCACCUUCCCAUGUGGACGCUAUCAGGAUCAUGAUCCUGGGAAGCUACGCAGGCGAUCCUGAGCAUUUCCUGUCCGCUCGAAUGUAUCACACAACGCAUGCGCAGGCGUAG
Trametes versicolor FP-101664 SS1 is the source of this 1257-nucleotide messenger RNA. RefSeq lists its product as uncharacterized. The transcript is spliced from 4 exons. The record is from RefSeq and is a predicted model, not a curated record. NCBI's taxonomy places the organism in Eukaryota, Fungi, Basidiomycota, Agaricomycetes, Polyporales, Polyporaceae. Bases 1 to 1257 code for a protein of 418 amino acids.